Molecule: messenger RNA, 828 nt
Organism: Aspergillus alliaceus
Lineage: Eukaryota; Fungi; Ascomycota; Eurotiomycetes; Eurotiales; Aspergillaceae
Exons: 1
Coding region: 154-618 (154 amino acids)
Source: RefSeq, a predicted model, not a curated record
GUGGCUGUUGAAGGGGAGACGGGGUUUGAGGUGAAGGGCGGUUGUCAAGACCCAGAGGACCAUGACAAGGGUGACAAGAUCAAGGUUUCGCAACCGCAGCGGAAGAACACGACCACGAUCACGGCCAACAAGCUUCCUGAAGUAAAGAGCCGGAUGAUCGAAGAUAUCCCCGAAGAAACGGAGACGGAGAUCGAGCCUGAAGAUGCCGACUCGCCCGCAAACGAAAAGGAAAAGGACGAAGCAGAAGCAAACUCUACAAUCCCCAGCAAAGACGAGAAGGGAAUGCCAGCAUGGCGUCUUAGCCGUCGCAAAUCCCUCAUUGAAAUCAUCAACCUCCUCCAAGCGACGGCUGCUGCGGCGCCGAAGUUAUCUCAUAUCCGACUCCCUGUUGUCCCGCCGAAAUCGACGCUUCGCAGUCGUGGCUCUGCCGUAUCGCUGGCGUCUACUGCAUCUUCGGCCACGGUGACGGGGGAGGAGCCGCCGAAUCCCAAGAAAGAACGGAGGAUGGGCGCGGUGGUGUUCCCUGGUGUGCGGUUUGGGACUCGUAAGUGGACGGAUGAGACGGCGACGAUGGCGGCUACAAUGACAACAGGUAAGGAAAAACCUCUUUUUUGCUAGGAAUGGCGUUUGGGGUACGGGAUUUUUUCUUUGGUGUGCUUGGUCGAUAUCGGGGGGUUUUGCUUCCCUUAUAAGGAGCUUUUUGGUGUGACCAUUGCUCGGUUGGGUGCGUUUUGGGUCGGAUAUCAUUGGUUGUAUACAAUUUUGGGUUCUUGUAUAAGUACUUUUGGGCUUGGGGAGUGCAUGUAGGAUAUGAGGGCUUGUAUUCUG